GUGUAGAUUCCCCAAUCAGGAAAUACAAAAUUUACCGGUGGUGGGAUUCCCGUAUCAUUCGGUCAUCGGCAAAAAUGCUCCAGUUCCCAGCGUUCAUGCGGCAGUUCCCGUCGCCGCCUCUCAUCUCCUCAUCUACACUGCUUCCGUUGCUCGCAUCCUCUCACAAUGAUGAGCUGCUCCUCGCCAUGGAGGAAUCUGAGCUCGAAGAUCGGUGGAAUGAAAUUAGAAAGGCAAACAGCAAUCUGCCUGUAAUUGGGAAGGCAGGUCAUGACUACAAGGAAGAUAUAGAUGCUGAUGCUGAAGAUGAUGAGGCAGAUAAUCUUGAAGAAUCUGAUGGUGAUGAAUUUGAGCAAGAAACAGGAGAUGGUGGUAGUAUGCGGAUUUGAAGUGAUCCCCGGCGGCGACAAUGACGGUGGUGGCUAUGGCGAAGGCAAUGGGCUGGAGAUUGAGGUAGUUGAGACGAAAUUAAUACGGUUUCGAAGCGCAAGAGGACAUGAUUUUUUUAGAGCUUUUGUAGAGGAUUUAGCAAAGUUUUAAAUAAAAAUAUACAUAAACAGAGCGAGGCAUGCCUCAUGCCAGCGAGGCGAGGCGCGCCUUAAGGCGGGCCUCAGCCAAGAUGAGGCCUAAGCCUCAUAAAAAAAGCUCGAGGCAUAAGCCUUGAGGCGCUUUUCAUUGAAAUUGCACUCAGGUGGGCCUCAAGACGAGCCUCAUAUUGCGCAAUUUUAAACAAUGGUUGAGAGUUAUAGUGAUUUUCAAGAUAGUAAGAGAAAUAUGUGAGAUCACAUCUUUCUAUUAUUAUUUUUAUUAUUUUA
This is a messenger RNA of Dendrobium catenatum, 812 nucleotides long. RefSeq lists its product as uncharacterized. NCBI's taxonomy places the organism in Eukaryota, Viridiplantae, Streptophyta, Magnoliopsida, Asparagales, Orchidaceae. Gene Ontology annotation, biological process: regulation of mitotic cell cycle spindle assembly checkpoint. Bases 75 to 386 code for a protein of 103 amino acids. The transcript is spliced from 3 exons. The record is from RefSeq and is a predicted model, not a curated record. Gene Ontology annotation, cellular component: anaphase-promoting complex.